CUAUUAAUUACCUUCCGUCCCCGGAACACACUUGUACAGCAUUUUCCCAGACUCCGCCGCUGGUAGAGAAAAAAGUGAAACUCCAUGGUGCGGAUCGCUAUCGCGUUCUGAUGUCUUAUCUCUUGCAAAGAUCGUGAGAGGCUCUCGCAUUUUUCGAGGUGUCUUGAAAGCGCGAGAAGUUAUACACUUUAAAAGGCAAUCAGCGGCGUUUUUAAUCACAGCUCUUUGUCGCUGCGACUGUUCGAGUCAAUUAAUUUUCGAGCUCUAAUUAGAUAACUUCCAAUUUGCUGCGCGAUAGCCUUACGAGAAAAAAUAAUAAUUCCUCUCGUCCUACCCUAUCGUUAUUCCUUGUCUCCAACCUUGUCCAGCGUCUCUUAUCAGCUUCCGGACGUACGCAUCAUCAUCGCGUUAUACACACAUUCGUUUCACGAACACACACAGACACAUAGAACACGCGCGGAGGGAGAGAGAAAAAGGCAGAAACAACAGAGACAACGAAUCGGAAGCCUCGUCGCUGCUGCUGCUGCUGCUUUUUAUCGAAUCGCGCGCGCAUUGACGCACGCGGCUCGAAUUCCUCUGCACUCUCCUUUUCUCACCCCUUGUCUCUGCAUCUCGGAUUUUUGCGCCGCAGAGCUGUUGAAGUUUCGUUCGGCGAUGUUUUUAUUUCGCUCGCGAGUGAGGUUCUUGUUAAGGACGAAAUUGAGUGUGCGAGGGACAUAGACUUUUUGUUCAGUGAUCAUGUAUUGUGUAUAAUCGAAUUCAGGAUGUGUGAGAUCGCGCUACUGCAGUUGUAUCGGAUGGUGAGCUUUCAUAAGAAAAAGCGCAGAACGGACGAGCCGUCAAGCGGUAAGGAGACAUCGGCGCGACUUUCCCGAGACUCGCCAACGGCGAAGGAACAGCGUCGGCUCAAGGACGCUGCGUCGACCUACUCCGCGGUCAGCGCUUUCCGUCAGUGGAGGCGUAACAACAACAACAACAGCAGCACCAACAACAACAAUGUCUCCACCGCAACCGUACGAACGACGAGCUCGCCCGCUGCUUUGGGAGUCGCCGCGACGACGACGGCGACGACGACCACGAACACCGGUUCCAGGACGACGGCCAGUCUAACGAAUGGCUCAGCUUGGCCUCCUGGUGACAGGGCUACCCUCAAAAAACUCGAACAGUUCCCUCUCGUCCUCUCCGAUGCGACCAUGCCCGAGGAGGACCUGUCCCUCAAGUUCCUCGCACUGAACGCACUGGACUUGACGGCACCGGCCAGCGACGUGCUGCUGAAGAACAGACUGAAAUCAUGGUUCCAACUUUCGGGGCAUCCCGAUGGCUUCGCGCCCGCAGGUCCCGGAACCGUCUGGAAGCGAAGAACCGGCGGAUCCGAGAACACCGAGCGCAUGGUGUACGAAGCUCUCAGCAAGGACGCAGCCAUGAAGGACUGCAUACCGAGGUACUACCGCGAAGUUGAGUACCGAGGCGACACCUUCAUCGAGCUGCAGGACCUGCUUUUCGGGUUUAACGAGCCCCACGUCAUGGACAUCAAGCUCGGCACACGAACCUUCCUCGAGUCCGAAGUGUCCAAGACCACGGCUCGACCCGAUCUCUACCAGAAGAUGAUCGCCGUCGACCCGACCGCUCCCACCGACGAGGAACACGAGCAACGCGCCGUUACGAAGCUUCGUUACAUGCAGUUUCGCGAGCAACAGUCCUCCACAUGCAGCCACGGCUUCCGGAUCGAGGCGAUGAAGCUGCCUGGUGGACCGCCGAUCACCGACUUGAAGACCGUCAAGUCGCACGAUCAGGUCCUCGAGACCAUGAGGCUCUUCCUGUCCGGCCGACAAGAGACCAGAAGGAAACUUCUCGAGAGGCUCCGCGAGCUCAGGAACAGGAUAGAGAAGAGCGAGUACUUCCUCACGCACGAGGUGAUUGGUAGCAGUAUUUUUAUGAUCUACGACAACGAGAAGGUCGGCGUUUGGCUGAUUGACUUCGCAAAGACGUAUGAGGUACCAGAAGGCUGCAAGCUCACGCAUCGCCGUGAGUGGCAGCAGGGCAACCACGAGGAGGGCUUCCUCUUCGGCCUUGACAACCUCAUUUCCACUCUCGAAGAGAUCGACUGUUGAUCAAGCAGCACAUACAUACACACACACACAGACUACGUGUCGCCCGAUUUUAUUAAGCGAUUCUCUUGUACAGUAGUAUAGAAGCAAGCUUGGACUGACCUAUUUUUAAGAUCUUAUUUAUUUUGUACAUAUACAUAGUAAACAUAAUGCUGUACGCGAGCGAGUGUGUACAGAUGAAUCGAGAAAAACUCUGGUCUGAUGAUUGUCUCAAUACUUAAAUUCUAUUUGAUCGUCUUCUGCUUUAUGGCGCUCCUAUAAGUAUGUUUAUGUACUUAGGCGAUACAUUGAAAUAUUCUAAAUCUAUAGAAAAGUCUGAAUAUUUAAACUACGCGCGUUAAUAUACAUUCUUACUAUCGUUUAGCGAGAGGCGAGAGCUUGCUUGCUUGCGAAUUGUAUGUAAAUGUCAUUUUGUACGACUUUAAUGUACAUGUAUACAUAUUUAACGAUUUCAAAACGAUGUACAAAUUAUUACUGUUGUAUAAUAUAUAACUCGAAUGUUCGAUGAUAAAAAGUAUUUGUUUAACGUUUAAUCUUAGCGAUUAGUGAUCCUCGUGAUUCGAUUUGCUAUAUUUUUGUACAAAUGAUCAUGCAAUUUGAUAACAAGUAUAUCAUACGAAAUAUUCAAUGAAAUAAAUGAAAAUUGCGUUAUAAUAUAA
Molecule: messenger RNA, 2767 nt
Organism: Nasonia vitripennis (jewel wasp)
Lineage: Eukaryota; Metazoa; Arthropoda; Insecta; Hymenoptera; Pteromalidae
Gene: IP3K1
Product: inositol-trisphosphate 3-kinase homolog
Exons: 5
Coding region: 765-2111 (448 amino acids)
Biological process (GO): inositol phosphate biosynthetic process
Cellular component (GO): cytoplasm; nucleus
Molecular function (GO): inositol-1,4,5-trisphosphate 3-kinase activity; inositol tetrakisphosphate kinase activity
Source: RefSeq, a predicted model, not a curated record